CUACCAUCUGAGCCACCUGGACUCAGGCCAGGAAGCAGUUGGUUCCCUGAAUGGCCAAGCUCUCCCCGCCCAACCACCUGGCUGGGCUUCCCUCCCGGCCUCCCUCCUUCCCUCCUUUCAUGGGAUUUAGCUAGUGCUGGGGGUCACCGAGCUGUACCGAGUGCGUACGGUGGGGGGACACAGACACGGGUGUACAUGUGGCCCUAAAGCUCCUAGCCAGACCGUAGGAAAUUGGCCUCCGUGAGGCGACAUCAGCACCACAUGCAAAAGGUCAGGUGCAAGCAGGGAGUAUGAGAGAGGAGAGGGAGGAGCCCCCUAACGAGGGCGGAGCUGUGCAGAGUCCCGAGUGUUGCUUCCCUCUAGUGGUAGCCGGUUGCCCUGCAACUCGAGCCACGUGACUUCUGGGAAAGGGACCUCCCCGAGGAGAACUGAAACUUAGGGUGGGGACUGUGGAAAGGGGUGGAGAGAUCAUACGCCGCCUAGCCAGGGCCUGAGGGGCACUGAGCCCUGCAACAGCCCGGACAGCAGCUCAGGAUGGCGUCAGGCCGGGCUCGCUGCACCCGAAAGCUCCGGAGCUGGGUGGUGGAGCAGGUGGAGAGUGGGCAGUUCCCAGGGGUGUGCUGGGAUGACGAGCCAGCCAAGACCAUGUUCCGCAUUCCCUGGAAGCAUGCGGGCAAACAGGACUUCCGGGAGGACCAGGACGCCCUCUUCUUCAAGGCCUGGGCAAUAUUUAAGGGAAAGUACAAGGAUGGGGACAUAGGAAGCCCUGCUACCUGGAAGACUCGUCUACGCUGUGCCCUCAACAAGAGUACAGAAUUUGAGGAGGUCCCUGAGAGAGGCCGUAUGGACAUUGCUGAGCCCUACAAGGUGUAUCGGCUGCUGCCUCCGGGAACCCUGCCUGCCCAACCAGGGACCCAGAAAUCAUCAAAGCGACACCACAGUUGUGUAUCCCCUGAGAGGGAGAAGGAGGAAGAGGCCUUGAAGAGCUGCACCCUCAGUCCUUCCUGUCUGCAGAACCCCUUCAGUAAUGAAGCAGCGAGAGCCACUGGGGGAGUGGGAGUGGGGCACCCCGACGGCGGCGGCGGGAGCGAUGGGAAUGACGACGGGAGCCCCGGGAGCAGCGGGAGCAGCCCCGAGCCGCCGGAAGGUACAGACAGCACCGAGGCCACAGCUGAGGACCCGAUGGAGCAUUUGUUCUCUGCAGACUUGGACUUAGACUACUCGCUGCUGCUCACCUUCAUCUACAGUGGGCGUGUGGUGAGCAAGCACCAGGUGCGCAGCCUGGACUGUCGCCUUGUGGCUGAGGCCUCAGAGUCUGAGAUCGGCAUAAAGCAGGUGAUGUUUCCCAAGCCUGACCCAGGGGAUCCCAGCCAGCACCUGCUCAGCCAGCUCGAGAAAGGCAUCCUGGUGGCCAGCAACUCCCGAGGUCUCUUUGUGCAGCGCCUUUGUCCCAUCCCCAUCUCCUGGAACUCACCCCAAGUCCCCCCUGGGCCGGGCCCACAUCUGCUGCCCAGCAACAAGUGCGUGGAGCUGUUCAAAACCUCCUGCUUUCAAAGAGACUUGGAAAGGUACUCCCAGUGCCUGGGCCCCCCACCCGAGUUCCAGGUAACACUGCAUUUCUGGGAGGAGAGCCCUGGCCCGAGCCAUACUCUGCAGAAUCCCAUCACAGUACAAAUGGAGCAAGCCUUUGCCCGGCAUUUACUGAAGAGAGUCCAGAGUUGCACACAGCCCUUCAGUUCCUGAUGGAGAGCCGGGGGAAUCCACCUGCCACUGCAUCUCUCUGUUCCUCCUGUCUCCUUGGGAAAGGACGCGUUCUCCUGAUCUGCCUCCCUUUAUGUUCAUUCUGGUGUGAUCUGCCUCUGAGUUACGUCUUUGCCUCUGUGCGCCCUGACUGGUGGAGAACACUUUAUCCUUUGAAAAACUGUUUGAGAUAUAUUCUUUUUUGUUUUUGUUUUUGUUUUGUUUUGUUUUGUUUUUGGUGGUGGUACUGUGACUUGACCUCAGGGCCUUGGGCAAGCUAGGCAAGCUAGGCAAGCACUGUACCACUGAGCUACAGCCCCAGCCUCAGUAUACUCUCUUUUAUGUCUAAGGAACUGGGAAAUUUCCAAAUAGUAUGAACUCAGGGGCCCUUUCCCUCUUCCCCAAGCCUCAACGCUAAAGCUGAGCACUUUAUAUUUCUUCCUAGAUGUUCACGAAAGAUCUAAAAUAAAGUAUUAUUCAAAGAAGAA
Chinchilla lanigera (long-tailed chinchilla) is the source of this 2228-nucleotide messenger RNA. RefSeq names its product interferon regulatory factor 9 (gene Irf9). NCBI's taxonomy places the organism in Eukaryota, Metazoa, Chordata, Mammalia, Rodentia, Chinchillidae. Gene Ontology annotation, cellular component: nucleus. Gene Ontology annotation, molecular function: RNA polymerase II cis-regulatory region sequence-specific DNA binding; DNA-binding transcription factor activity, RNA polymerase II-specific; protein binding. The record is from RefSeq and is a predicted model, not a curated record. Gene Ontology annotation, biological process: regulation of transcription by RNA polymerase II; immune system process. The coding region runs from base 535 to 1743 and encodes 402 amino acids. The transcript has 9 exons.